Messenger RNA from Prosopis cineraria, 1617 nucleotides. RefSeq names its product E3 ubiquitin-protein ligase ATL4. Bases 149 to 1264 code for a protein of 371 amino acids. NCBI's taxonomy places the organism in Eukaryota, Viridiplantae, Streptophyta, Magnoliopsida, Fabales, Fabaceae. The transcript is spliced from 2 exons. The record is from RefSeq and is a predicted model, not a curated record.
UCCCAAAUUCAUUUCCUUGCCUUCCCAUCCCAUCACGUGCUCCUCACGUGCACUCCCCUCCCUCCAUUUAUAUACCGUCCUCCCUUCCUUCUCUUUCCCUCCUCUUCUCUCUCUUUCGUCUCCCUCUCUCUUUCUCUCUCGCUUAACCAUGAAUUCUCCUCCGCCUUAUACCCUAAACGUCGUCGGAUCAGACCCAAACACCUUCGCCGACACGGCUUCGAUUGCUGAAGAUCAUGCCGACUCUCAACACUUCUCUUCGGCUUUUCAGAACGUCAACACCAGCGUUCUCAUUAUCGUCAUCAUCCUCGCCAUUACUGUCAUUGUGUCGCUCUCUCUCUGCUUGCUCCUUCGUCACCUCAAUCUCCGGUGCCUUCGUCGGCUGUCUCCGUCGUCUUUGUCGUUGUCAUCCAGGAGGAAUGCCAUGCCGGCAAGUGCCACUGCUACUACCACUCCUGUUUUCUCUUCCAGCCGUCGCGUCUCGCCGGAGAUUCCUUCGGCUUCCAUCAUUGACUCACUCCCUCUGUUCACGUUUUCUUCUAUUAGUCGUCGCUCGUCUGCCUCCGACACUACCGGCGGCGACUGUGCUGUUUGCCUCUCGAAAUUUGAGCAGAGAGACGUCCUCCGUCUUCUCCCGCUGUGUUGUCAUGCCUUCCAUGUGGAAUGCAUCGACACUUGGCUUCAGUCGAAUUUGACCUGUCCGCUGUGCCGAUCUGCCAUUUUCGCAUCUGAUUCGGACCUAAUGAGGGUUCUCCAAUCGUCUUCCGGAGGCGGAGGAGGAAGCGAUAGUUUUCGGCUCGAAAUUGGAAACAUUAGCCGACGGGGAACGGCACCACCAGAAGUCGUUGGACACGAGCGUGCGAGAUCAAGGUCGCGGUCGUAUUCUGUUGGCUCGUUCGAGUAUUUUGUAGAUGAGGAUAUCGAGGUUCCAAUUAGCCACGCGCAUCGGAGGAGCGUGUCAGAUAAUAAGGACGAAUCGGUAGUUGUAGAAUCUCUAGCGGCGGCGGCGGCUCAGUCGGUCCAUGAGGCGAGCUUAGCCGCCGGUGUUGCCUCCAGCGGGAGGAGCUGGCUGAAGGAAUACGUCGAUAGGCUCUCGUCUUCGAUAUCAUCGAGAACCGUAUCCUUUCGAGGCUCCGGAAGGUUCUUUUCCGGCGGUGGUGGUAGCCGCCGAAGCGACGCCACCGUCUCAGCCGAGGACUGCGAUGUGGAAGCCAUCCGAUUAGGGGAGGAAAUUAGCGAAACUUUUCGAUGGCUCUCUGGGGUAUGACCGGAAUCGAGGGUUGCUUGUUGGAAGAGCAAUGAAAAGAGUGAAGUGCGAAAAAUGGGAGAGACAGAACCUUGGGAAGCUAAGUUAAGAAAAAGGAGGAGGCUGAUCCAUUAGAGUACUAAGGAAUAAAUAUGGCCUUUUCUUCUUCACCUACCUGCCUUUCUCUUUCUUUAAUUCCGCCAUUAAAGCCCAGAUAGAAAUUGUCUGUUCUUGUUUGAUCUGGGAAAAAAUUAUACUAUACUCCUCUAUUCACUCAUUUUUUAAAGAAAGGUGAUACCUGAUGUUAAAUCAGAAAGAAAGACCACUGAGCCUUGAGUCUAACCAAGUCUUAUGGCCAAAUUAGUUAGGUUCCU